Molecule: messenger RNA, 2800 nt
Organism: Pichia membranifaciens NRRL Y-2026
Lineage: Eukaryota; Fungi; Ascomycota; Pichiomycetes; Pichiales; Pichiaceae
Exons: 1
Coding region: 257-2659 (800 amino acids)
Source: RefSeq, a predicted model, not a curated record
CUGUUUGUACUCCGUUGUGUAUGCCCCGGGACUUAAAUUGUGAAGUGGUGUGGUAAAGCCGUGAAGGUGAAGUCGGGAAAAUCAAAAACAAGACGGAUUGGGUUGAACCUUCUUUUUCGCCUCUUCCUCUCUUCCGCAGACAACGAUAGGUGGCUGUGAUGGGCUUAUACAGCACUGACAUCUGCGUACUCUUGUUGUGCUAAGACAUAAACAGUCCGGGAGAAUACAAAGAAGACCAGAGAACAAACAUUGAGCCAUGAACAAAAGCAUCGCAGAUGACUACUUCUCGAUGACCCACGGUCCCCGAGAUGGAGCAUUGAGCCCGCUGACCUCAGGAACACCGGGAUCGAACCCGUUGCACCUGACGCUAUCUUGGGGUAACACCCCGGAGAAUGAAGGGCUUUCGAGAGUGAAAUCACACACCGGUGCUGUGACCUACAAGAGCACGGUGGUCUCGAAAUCUCAAUCGGAUAACAAGAUUUACCCCUACCACACGGUCCACUUGACUGUACCUGUGCCAUCAAAACUAAGGCCACUGUCUCCUGAGGACGUGCUAAGAAGAGUGACAGGAAAAUGCAUGACAUGCUCAGGGGUGAGCACGUCGAUAUGCACACACUCACCUGCAGAAGAGGACGGCAGUACUGAUGCUGCUGUCGUUGCCGCUGUCGUUGGAGAAAGUGCCGGGGCCCCUGCCAUCCCGGUGGCUUCGGCGAGCAGAUCCAGAAGGGUCAUCAAGCCGAAGUCCAUUUUGUCCAAAAAGGAGGCAGGAUCGACAUCGAUAGAGUCACGUUUCGCAAACUCCGUCAGUUUCGAUACGGUCAAUCUAAAGUUCUCUGAUGAUUUGAACAACUACCCAUUAUCUGCCUUCAGCGACAGUGAUGACGACGAAUACGAUGGAGGCAACCUUUCUCCAGUGAAGCAAAGCGGCGUUUCAGCUGACGACUUAAAUCGUGGAAGAUCAAAAAUGGAAGUGCCAAGCAGAAGAACGUCUUCCAGAUCACCUAGCCGUAGUCUGAGCCCGAGGGCUAGGUCGCCGAUGUCUUCACAGCUCGAUAUGAUCUCCCAAAAGGAGGAGAGUAUGAAGGGCUUUUUCUCGCUCAAAUACCCAACCAGCCCUAUAAUCACCCAUGAUGCAUGCACGUUAACGAGAACACACAAGUUAUUUGAUGAUAUGUAUGCGGGAAGACUCAAGUACGUGACGCCGAAACUACACAACCGGGUGAUUAUGUGCUACAUCAGUGGAAGAAGACAUACAUGGGUCAGCGUGGACUGGGCUGCGAAUCAACUGCUAGAGGACGGAGACACGUUGGUGGUUGUUGCGUCGAUCAAGAAUCCUAGCCGAUCGCUUUCACGUUUCCAGCGGAGAAACAGUGAUGCUUUUGUUACUAGUAACAUUACCGAAAACCGGAUCCGGAAUUCUCCCGAGUAUGCACAGGCGGCGACUGAAAAUGUGAUGAAAUACAUACUUUCGAUUAUCAAUCCAGAGAGGAUUGUGAAAGUGACUGUCGAAUUGGCAAUAGGAUCGACCGGGGACGUUUUCAAGGACAUGUUUGAGCUAUACCAACCUUCGCUGGUGAUAGUGGGAGCCAAACCAGGCCGUGCUGCGCCAACGAAGUCGUGGGCAACAAAGAGAAUUUCAGACAGAAUUGUUAAAACCUCUCCUGUACCUACCAUCAUCGUUUCACCAAUAAACAUGGGCUUAUACGAGACAAAAUUCUUCAAGCUUUUGGACAAGCGGAUGGCUUUCAUAGAUGGGAACAAUCAAAACACCUAUCGUGAGAAUCACGAUCUUUUGAACGAAAUUGACAAUGCUGGAGUAUACAAUCUAGAAGACCAGCGGGAAUAUAUCAGGAAAACGGCGUCCAAUGACGACUACAUACUGAAAGAGCUGAAUGCAAUAGUGAAGGAGAAAGAGGCAUCAGGGAACCAGGACGUCGACUUAAGUGACGAUGGAGACGCUGAAAGCGUGUCAAGUUCGUCCGAUUCUGGCAGCGUGGGCGAUGUAGAGAGCAGGCUGGACGACAGUGACCGAGCACUAGACGAUUCAUCGGUCGACUCGACCAACCCUCCUGCAUUUGUCGUGAAUACCAACAACACUGCGUCGUUCAAGUUGAAAAGGCUCGAGUUGGAGACGCAGGUAGUCAUCUACAAGGAAAUGGCCAAGUUGGAGUCGGAACCGCUAGCGAAGGACUCCUUCAAGCACUUGCUCACUGUUGUUUCGGAUGCGGCGUACAAGUACGGGGUCCAGUUGGCUGAAUCUGCGAAGCUGGGCGGCGAGGAGUCGCAGUUGGUACGCACUCUCACAGGUGCCCCGGAGCAGCUCGAGAGGAGGAAGAGCAUGGUCACAGAGGCUUUGGAUCACGACGACUUUGACGAGAAGUUGAAGCGGUUCAGACAGCAGAAGAAGCUCGAGAAGCAGCAGAUGAUGGCUGGCGGGAAGAAGAAGCCCUCCAUCAAGGCGCCAAAGAUCAACAUCGAGACGCCAGGUGCUGCCAAGGGUGGUUUUGGGUUGAGGCCACCGAAAAGCCCGAUCUCCAUCGUCAGCAACGGCUCGUCGUCGUCCUCGAUCGGGUCGACCAUCGACUCGCCGCUGAACACGGCCAAGGAGGAAAAGAAGAAGAAGAAGAAAAGUCUUUUUGGGCUUUUUGGCAAGAAAUGACCAGGUUGUCCAUAAGUAGCAUAGACAAUUAAUCUGUACGUAGAGACUUUAUAGAAGAGGCUGGAUGUUGGCGUGCACGGUGCAGGCAUCGCCGAGCUUUAAUCGACCGAAAUAACUGCCGGGGGGCAGGGAAAACGUGAA